Ostertagia ostertagi is the source of this 518-nucleotide messenger RNA. The record is from the annotation of a GenBank genome assembly. NCBI's taxonomy places the organism in Eukaryota, Metazoa, Nematoda, Chromadorea, Rhabditida, Trichostrongylidae.
GGGAAGCAGUCUUUGCAAGGUGUUUGUCAGCUUUGAAAGACGAGAGGGUGGUGGCAUCGUCGCGUCUCAACAGACCACAAGUAAACCAUGAUGAAGUGAUACCUGACAAGCGAGACUUUAUCAAGCAUAUCAGUAAGGCACUGUACGCGUCGAAGAUUGUCAGUUACGCUCAAGGUUUCAUGCUAAUGGCAGAGGCGAGCCGGAAGUUUGACUGGAAAUUGAACUUUGGCGCAAUCGCGCUGAUGUGGAGGGGUGGAUGCAUAAUCAGAUCGAGAUUCCUCGGUGACAUCAAGAAAGCAUUUGACAAGAAGAAAGAUUUGCAAAAUGUUUUACUGGAUGAUUUCUUCUCCAAAGCGAUGGGAGAUGCGCAGAAUUCCUGGCGUAUUGUCGUAACGUCGGCCAUUCGGUUGGGCAUCCCGGUUCCGGCUAUGUCGGCAGCGUUGGCAUUCUAUGAUGGCUACUCAAGAAAGGCAAGUGAUCAUAUUGCUAGACAUACCAUUUUUACUAGCCUGCCAUAG